AUGCUCUCCGGUUUAGCCACUACAGUAGCAUCCAUGCCCGUCGAUAUCUUGAAGACACGAAUCCAAGCAAUGAAGAUUAUAGAUGGAGUGCCAGAAUAUACGGGACCCAUAGACGUAUGCGUCAAGCUUCUAAGAAAAGAGGGAGUGUUUGCAUUUUGGAAGGGAUUCACUCCUUAUUAUAUGAGGCUCGGACCUCACACUGUGUUAACUUUUAUUUUCCUGGAGCAGUACAAUCGAGCAUACGUCAGGUUUUUUCAUCCAGAAGGAAGCAAA
Molecule: messenger RNA, 273 nt
Organism: Ostertagia ostertagi
Lineage: Eukaryota; Metazoa; Nematoda; Chromadorea; Rhabditida; Trichostrongylidae
Source: the annotation of a GenBank genome assembly